CGACGAGAGGGCGGUACAGCCGGUACAAAUUACCGGGGCCCGGGCUCAUGGGGGGCCCGGGCUCGAGCUCCAGCAACAAGAAUUUUUUCAUUGAUAUUUAUAAUUACAUAAAAAAAAUGGAACUGAUGAAGAUUGUGUGAUUCCUUUCAAUCUUAUAAAACAACAAUGUAAACAUUCAAGAUUGUCCAUGCUAUUAGAUAGCCUACAUAGGCAAUCUUGAAUACAUAAAUCAGUACAACAUUGCCUAAAGUAUUGACCCGCUUCAGCUCUACGCUCUGGUCACGUUCCCGCCCCUAUCGUCAAUUCAACGUAGAUCGUUUCGUUUACUGAAUUUUCGGGGAAUCCCUGACCUGAUCGAUGUUCAUUGUCAUUGUUGUCAACCGAAUUCGUUGCUUGCUAUUCUAUUAGUGAAUAUUUCUCCGAGUUCAUACUCAUAUUGAUUGGAUAUUGGAUUAUCGUUAGUGUGUUUUGUGAAGUACGUUGUUUGGAAUAAUCUGAAUGAAGAUGAGUUAUCAUCAUAAAUCUGGCUCCCAAAAACGUAAAGAGCAACAGCAGAAGUUGGAGCACAUGAGAAAAGGAAGAAGAACUCUUGAAAACCUUGGGUUUACUACCUCAAAAGUAACUCCAGGCAUUUCAAAAGUGAAUGAAACCUGUGAUGAAGUUUCAGAAACCUCCAAUAUAUCAUCGCCUGGUCCUGUACCUUCACCUUCAAGCCCCAUUUCCAGUAGUUCUGUUGGGCAAAACGAUGAUCUCCUACGAAGUGGAAUCAUUUCAAACGCAGUUAAAGUUGAUAGCAAUCAAGAUAAAUAUGAAUAUCGAUAGUGGAGUACACUUCGAUAUAGGAAAUUUGAGAAACGUUACUCCCGUCAUUAUUGAAGAAGCUGUGAGAAAAGGACCUGAACCCAUUCCAUCACAACUUCCUCCUGAUAGCAACGGAAUGCCAUUUCCCAAAUAUCUAUUAAAUUUAAACAUGAAAAAUGGGGAGGUUGUAUCAAGAGACUGGCUAACUUCCUCGAGGCAAGCACUGUUCUGUUUUCCCUGUAGGUUAUUCAAUAAAGCAACAAGGUCACAACAUUCUUCUCGGUUUGUAACUGAAUAUGGUUGGAGUCCUACAAAUUUCUACAGAAAAUUGUAUAACAGAAUUCCUGAACAUGAAAAUAGUAUCGGUCAUCGAUCAUCAUACCUAGAGUGGCGGGGUAUAGAACAAAAUAUUUUCAAUAAAAAGAAUAUCGAUAACUUAGUAUUGAAAUCUUUAGAAAAAGAGAAAGAGAAGUGGAAAGAACUAUUGCAAAGAUUUCUUCAAGUGAUUCUAUUUUUAUCUGAAAGAGGACUAGCAUUAAGA
Messenger RNA from Harmonia axyridis, 1342 nucleotides. RefSeq lists its product as uncharacterized. NCBI's taxonomy places the organism in Eukaryota, Metazoa, Arthropoda, Insecta, Coleoptera, Coccinellidae. The transcript is spliced from 2 exons. Bases 499 to 822 code for a protein of 107 amino acids. The record is from RefSeq and is a predicted model, not a curated record.